Messenger RNA from Daucus carota subsp. sativus, 1936 nucleotides. Its product is annotated as protein IQ-DOMAIN 11. Gene Ontology annotation, molecular function: protein binding. The transcript has 5 exons. Bases 412 to 1761 code for a protein of 449 amino acids. Lineage: Eukaryota; Viridiplantae; Streptophyta; Magnoliopsida; Apiales; Apiaceae. The record is from RefSeq and is a predicted model, not a curated record.
AGGUGGAAGAGCACUAUCUUUAGAGCAAAGCUUAUAUAGUUACAGAUGUUGCUUGUUUCAGUUCUUUGUGAUUAAUAUGAUUAGUAUUAUUUUUCUUGUUGAUAUCUGCUUUUUGUAAUUUCGGGUAAUAUAGAAUACUAUUGUUUUUGUAAAAUCAAGGCUUUUCUGUCUGAUAUUCUUGACAGUUUUCGAGCUCCAAUAGGUUCUUUUCCAAGAAUUUUACUGUGCUUUUUCCCCUCAACAGAUUUUCUAUAAUCUGAGAAAUGUGAAUUCUUGCCUACGUGUAUUAAAGCCAGCUUUUGAGUUUCUCAGUUAUGAUUUGAUCACUGUCAUUAUUUCGCUAUUAUGGGAACUGAAGAAAUCUAGUUCUUAUCACUUUCAUGAUUUAAAUUUGAGAUUGUCAUUAGUUUAAUGCCAAGUGAUGGUUCUAUGGCAAAAAAGAGCUGGUUCAGCCUAGUGAAGAAGUUCUUCGUUUCAGAUACUUAUACAAACCAGUACAAGAAGCAAAGGAGAAGGAGAUGGUUUCUUGGAAAAUUUAAGAUCAAGCGAUUACCCUCCAUAUCAGCAGCGUCGCCAUCAAGAGAGACAAAGGUCAGUGAAGCAGAGGUAGCGCAGAGCAAGCAAGAUUGUAAUGUGGCCAGUUUCACAGAUGCUACACCUGAUGAAACUGCAGCAGAUGUUUUUGAUCAGCCCUCUAGUACCCCUCAAUAUACCUAUCACAGUGAAGAUGAAGCCCGGGAAUUCUCAAGUAUAAAUUUUCAAUACAAUGCUCCUCCAUCAACACCUCAGUGGGGAAGGGAGAUCCAAGAACUUGCAGCCACCAAAAUCCAAACAGCCUUUAGGGGUUGUCUUGCAAGAAAAGCUUUAUGUGCAUUGAAGGGAAUAGUUAGGCUUCAAGCUAUUAUCAGAGGUGAACUUGUUAGGCGCCAGGCUAUCACCACGCUGAAUCAGUUGCAAUCAGUAGUAAAUAUACAGUCACAGGUAUGUGCAAAAAGAAGCCAAAUGGCAGAUAGCACUUCUUAUUCCCAGGGAAACAAAGAACCAGUAGAAUUUAAAGGCAAAGACAUCAAGAUUGAUCAGAACAGUCAGAGACGGUGGGAUGACAGUUUAUUGACAAAAGAAGAAGAAAAUGCUCUUUCCUCAAGCAAGAGAAUGGCUGCUAUCAAGAGAGAAAGAAUCAAAGAGUACACUUUCAGCAAUAGAAGGUCAGCAGAACUAGAGCAGAACAAAAUAGAUGGAAGAUGGAGAUACUGGUUAGAACAAUGGGUGGAUACCAGGUUAGCUAAAACGGAGGAUCUACAAAACCUUGUAUCAGUUUUCUCAAUGAGGGAUAGAAAUAAAGACAAUGAAGCUGGUGUAAAACAAGUGAGGUCAAGAAAUGUACAUAAGCAAUCUCACAAUGAAGAAUCUGAAUUGCCAACAAGAAAUUCAAUACAUCAUCGGAAGCAACGCUCAACAGGAGAUGGAUAUUCUACAGGAGGAGGAUCUCCUGUUGUUCCCACUUACAUGGCUGCUACAGAAUCCGCCAAGGCAAAAUCUAGAUCAUUGAGUUCACCAAGAUUAAGGCCUAUGAGCUUUGAUUCGAACUCUGAAACAUUUUCUCCUUACAAGCACAAGUUAUCACCUAUAUCUUCUAUUAAUAGUGAGGUGACAGCAAUAAGCAUGUUUACAAAUCCUACCAGUGGCUUUAUGCAGAGAUCUCCUGGCUUUAAAGGUCCUGUAAAAUCCCACAGAAGUUCCAAAUAUCUCAGCGUUGAUUAAGAAUGCUGUACAUCAAUGUUUCAUCGUUGCUGGUUCAGAUUUAUGAAUUUGAUGAUAAUUUUGGUGUGUACUUAUACAUUUCUGGAUCAUUUUCAAGUAUCAUACUUUCAAAUAAAUUCAAGAAAAUUCGAGUUGUUAACUUGAUCUGAAUAAACUAUGAAGUUUACCAGUACAA